This is a messenger RNA of Bactrocera oleae (olive fruit fly), 1226 nucleotides long. Lineage: Eukaryota; Metazoa; Arthropoda; Insecta; Diptera; Tephritidae. The record is from RefSeq and is a predicted model, not a curated record.
GCUUAUUGCCGCAAACACUGCCACGUGCUGCCGACAAUGUGCAUGAACUUGAACACCAAUGCAGUCAAUAUCAACAAUUACAACAACAACAACAAGCCGAACAACAAUACCAACAAUUUCGUUUCCGUUAUCAAUACCCACAUCAAUACAACAACGUCAGCAUGUCUGGCCCCAUCGCCACCAGCAUCGAUAUUGUUGACAUAAUCGCCGAUGGCAUUGCGUACGGUACUGCGGCCGAUAUUGCCACCGGUGCGAUUGGUGCAACAACCGCUCCACUCGCUGUGGAUGUGCCUGAGACCUCUUAUUCCAGCAGCGAAGACGAGGAAGAUUUCUAUGAUGCAAAUGAUGAUCCAUUUACUAGUAUGGGAAAUUCGCCGAGCUAGUAAGUACAAAAAACUUAAAAUAUUAGUUAACGAUAAGUAAUUUGGAUUUUUAGGGUAGUACACUUUUAUGAAAAUAUAUAAAUAUAGGUUUGAAGAAAAACAAUUAUUUCGCCUAAAUGUACCGUUACCUUCCUAUCUUUCAAACCUACGAGUACAGACAUUACUAGAAUUCUGAAUGCAAACUAAUCAAGUCGUUAGUGCCCUUCUUAGAUUAUACACAAUAAAAAUUAUGACCAUAGCUCAUAUGGUUGACAGAUAGGACCCAGCGAAGAGAUAAACUGACAUUGCUAUUCACAAUUGAGACAUUGAGCUUAUCAAUUUAUACGUUAACCCGACUACUACGAAUUGCUCACCGAUUUAUAUCCGAUUUAGGUUGCUUUGUUGUUAUUAUUGUAUUUUAAUUGCGUCAGAAAAAAAUUUUCCAAAUAGGUUUGAGGAACUGCUUCUGAUUGACGUGGAAUUAGAGCUGUAGCAAUCUUCUCUUAACCUCUUUGGCAAAUGUUUACUAUUAUUAACUGCUGAACCUCAAAAUAUCAAACAGCUUCAUAUGUUUGUCAGGAAUUAUGUCCAUGAAUGUCCAUCUCUGUCGUCUUAAAACCACUCAUCUUGGCUUUUCUCUUUUAUAUUUCGGUACAAAGAUUUCCUUUUACUUUUAUUGUGGAAUUAUUUAAAUUUAGUGCUUAAGGGAAAAAUUGUUGCAUACGGGAAGUCGCUAAUCAAAACCAAUAAUACAAAAUUAUAUAAUUUCAUAUAAUAAGUGUCAAAAUUUCAUUAUUAUAACCUGAGCAGGGUAUACUAAGUUUGCCACGAAAUUUGUAAAUGUCGGAGACCUUAAACAUGGCG